GUUUGGUUGUUGAAGGUCGUGACGGCAUUCAGUGGGGACGCCACACGUGGAGACGAUGCAGGCGGUAGAUACGGAGCAGGUACGCAAGGCUAUUAAUGCAUUAAAGGAAUAUGUGAAGAAAAACAGAAGUGACACAAAGCUAUUUCUGAAUGAAGAUGAGACUAUACAGCUAAAUGUCACAGUUUGGAAGAUUCCAAAGCGGGAGCAAACAAUAAAAAUAAUUUUGCCUCAUAAAAUUCGAUCGGAAACAAAGGAAAUUUGCCUCUUCACCAAAGAUGAACCAAACAUGAAUGCUGAUCAGACUCAAAAAUUCUAUAGAAAACUUCUUGAUAAGCAUGGAUUUAAGAAUGUUACACAGAUCAUUCCAUAUAAGAUUCUGAAGACUGAGUACAAAUCAUUUGAAGCAAAGCGUCGCUUACUGAGCAGAUUUGAUCUGUUCCUGGCUGAUGAUCGAAUCAGACGACUUUUACCUUCUCAUGUGGGGAAACAUUUUUACAAGUCUAAGAAAGUACCUCUGUCAGUAAAACUGUCUUCAAAGAAUUUUGCAAAGGAACUGAAUAAGAAAAUCCAGGGUACAAUCCUUCCAAUCAACAACAAGGGCAGCUGUUAUGCUUCUCAGGUAGCUCACACUGGGAUGAAGCUGGAGGAAAUAGUGGAAAAUGUAACUGCUGCUGUCCAGACUAUCGAAGCAAAGUUGCCCCAGCAAUGGAAAAAUGUGAAAGUUCUUCACCUGAAAACCUCCAAUUCUCCUGCACUUCCUAUAUAUACAUCAAAUAUGUAUAACCUUAAGGAACUUCAGAAGAAGAAUCCCAAGAAGCAAAACAAAACAAGUAAACAGAAGAAAACAACAAAAGCUGGGAAUGUUGAAGUUCCAACUGACCUAGCAUCAUCUGAGGUUACCAGUGCCCUUGAAGCAGUGGACGAAACUGCAGAAAGCACAAAGCCUUCUGUUGCUCAGAAACAUAGCGCGGAUGAAGAAAUACCGCAGCUGGUUCCUAUUGAAGAGCAAACACCUGCAAAGAAAACAAAAUUGCAAAAAUUGCAAGGACAAAGCCACAGCACACCGAAAGCAGUUGAUGAAAAUGAGACCCCAGUUGGUAAGAAAUCAACGCAAAUGAAGGGCAAAAAAACGCAGAAAACACCUAACAAAAAUCCAGAGAGUCUACAAUUGCAUACUCCGGGGAAAAAAGAGAAAGGCCUUGAGACACCAAAACGAGAAGUGAAGAAAAAAGAUUCCUCUUUGGAGAAAAGUAUUCAUAAGAAAAUCGCUAAAAAGCAUGAGAGGAAGUCGGUAGGAAUCCCAAAAACAAUGAACACACCCAGACAGAAACAAAAGCAAAAGAUUCCACAGUCUGUAUGAAUAUUACCUAUGUAUUUUUGAGUAGGGGAAUUCGUUUUUAUUCAAAAACUGUCAAUAAAUUCUUUACUACAAGUGGGGGGCGGGGGGGAACAUUGUUUAUUAUAAUUGUAUAAAUGCACAAGUUUAAUAAUGUAAAUGAAAUCUUUCAUUGAUCACUUUGGUAACUGUAUAAAAACAUCUCUAGUCAUCUGUGCAUCUUUCAUGGGAAUAAAGAAUUCAAAGUUUUACAGUAAAUUGAAAGGGCACAUGGUCAUUACAGUAAUCAGAAAUAUAAUUUGAGGUUUAUAGUACGUUUUAAUUUCUCUACCAUAUGUAUAACUGGUUAUCCCUCUCCUCAUCACACCAUAUUUUCUCUGCCAUUUUCACGGCUGCGGCGAGGCGUGAGUGGGAGUUUGCGUUGAGUGUCAGUUGGGAGGCUGCAGAGGUAUGGAGAGGAAGCAGAUUAUUAGUCAGAAAAUGAAGUUGCUGGAUACUUGAACCUGUUAUAAUUACUGUCCUUGCAGCAGCUGGAUUCUGGACUAUUUACGUACUUGCAUAUAGAAACAAAAAGAUAUGUAGACUUGAUUUACUAGAAAGGAAACAGAAAUACAAUUUACGCCCUCCUUUUUUAAGUAUUGCAGGUGAUACCCCUCCUGAAAGCCAAGUAAUGAAUAUGACAGCGUUUCUAGUGACUGCUGUUGCUGUCCUCCGUUAUUCACAGCUUAAAGCAAAAGUGAUGAAACCAUGGCUCAAUAUCUUUGGGCUGAUAACACUUUCUCUAUCAUCUUUUGGAAUGACAAUAGUAGCGAAUUUUCAGGUGUCUAAUGAUAGAAUAGUACAUAACGUUGGUGCAGUCAUCGCCAUUGGCUUUGGAACAGCAGCCUGUUGGAUUCAAGCAGUUCUGACUUUCCAAGGGGAUA
Mobula hypostoma (lesser devil ray) is the source of this 2259-nucleotide messenger RNA. RefSeq names its product ribosomal L1 domain containing 1 (gene rsl1d1). Lineage: Eukaryota; Metazoa; Chordata; Chondrichthyes; Myliobatiformes; Myliobatidae. Bases 56 to 1360 code for a protein of 434 amino acids. The record is from RefSeq and is a predicted model, not a curated record. The transcript has 9 exons.